Lolium rigidum is the source of this 2163-nucleotide messenger RNA. RefSeq names its product RNA-binding protein 39-like. The transcript has 13 exons. Bases 98 to 1843 code for a protein of 581 amino acids. Gene Ontology annotation, cellular component: nucleus. The record is from RefSeq and is a predicted model, not a curated record. Lineage: Eukaryota; Viridiplantae; Streptophyta; Magnoliopsida; Poales; Poaceae. Gene Ontology annotation, molecular function: RNA binding. Gene Ontology annotation, biological process: mRNA processing.
CAAUUCUAGGGUUUUGUAUCUUUUGUUUUCUUCUUUCCCCUCGCGGAGUCGCCGUCUAGGGUUUCCGCUCCCUGCUCCCAUCCACCCCCUCACCGCCAUGGACUUCGACGAGUACGACUACUUGGAGAAGGCAGUCGAGCCCCCUGUCCCUUCAACCAACGGCGCGGGCGAGAAGGACCGCAGCUCGCGCCGCCGCUCCUCCGCCGGCGGCGGCCGCGACCUAGAAGAGCGCGGAUCGAAGCGUCCUCGCUCGGGAGAAGACCGUGAGCGGCACCGCAGCGGCCGCGAGCACCGCGACCGGGAAGACGGGAAGGUUGGUAUGAAAGAUGAGGGCCGCGACCGCGAGAGAGUUAGGGAGAAGGAUGGGGGACACAGCCGGGAGAAGGUUAGGGAGAAGGAUGAGAGCCGCGACCCUGAAAAGAUUAGGGAGAAGGACGCGAGCCGGGACCGAGAGAAGGUUAGGGAGAAGGAUGGCAGCCGUGACCGAGAGAAGGUCUGGGAAAAGGAGCGGGAGGGCAGGGACAGGCUUAUGGAGAGGGAGCUCGGGAGGGAGCGGAGGAGCCGUAGCCGCUCAGAGCGUCGCCGCGGAGAGGAGGAGGAGAUGGUGAGGGAGCUCCAGCGGGAGCGUGACCGUAGUGACCGCCACCGUGACUACCGGGACCGCGAUUUCAGGCGUAAGAAAGAUGAUGGUACAGAACCAGAAGUUGACCCAGAAAGAGAUCAAAGGACUGUAUUUGCCUUCCAGCUAUCUUUGAAGGCAGAUGAAAGGGAUGUCUAUGAGUUCUUCUCAAGAGCAGGGAAGGUUCGUGAUGUUCGCCUUAUUAUGGACCGAAACUCACGGCGUUCCAAAGGAGUUGGGUACAUCGAAUUCUAUGACGUUAUGUCUGUUCCGAUGGCGAUUGCUCUAACUGGUCAGCCACUUCUUGGGCAAGGAGUGAUGGUUAAGCCAUCAGAGGCUGAAAAGAACUUAGCUCAGUCAAACGCGACAUCAGGUGGAGCAGCUUCAGGUGGAGCAAGAAAGUUGUAUGUUGGCAACCUUCAUUCCAAUAUCACAGAGGACCAACUGAGACAGGUCUUCGAACCAUUUGGUCAAGUUGAGCUUGUCCAGCUUCCUGUAGAUCCACUUACUGGACUAUGCAAAGGUUUUGGUUUCAUUCAGUUUGCACGGCUUGAAGAUGCAAAAGCUGCCCAGAGUUUAAAUGGCCAACUAGAUAUUGCUGGGAGAGUAAUUAAGGUCUCGGCUGUUACUGAUCAGGGCGGUAUGCAACUUGGUGGCACAACUACUGGAGAUCUAGAUGAUGAUGAAGGUGGAGGCUUGGCAUUAAAUGCAAGCUCUAGAGCCCUUCUUAUGCGUAAAUUGGACCGGAGUGGCUCCACAACCAGCUUAACUGGUGGCAUUGUUGCUCCUGGUUUGAACACAUCUGUUGGAUUGCCAGCUGCAUCUAUGUUUGGUGCUCCUAUGGCAGCUGCUUCUCUUAUCCAACCUGUUGGAGUAGUUCCAGGAGCACCUCUUCCUAUUAUUUCCCAAUCUGCUGAUAUUGGGAUGCCUACUGAAUUCCUAUUGCUGAAGAACAUGUUUGACCCAGCAGUGGAGACUGAUCCUGAUUUUGAUUUGGAUAUUAGAGAUGAUGUGCAAGAUGAAUGUUCAAAGUUUGGUGUAGUGAAGCAUAUUGUUGUUGAUAAGCAUACUGCCGGUUUUGUGUACCUGCAUUUUGAUAGUGCAACAGCGGCUGCAAGUGCACAACGAUCACUUCAUGGCAGAUGGUUUGCAGGGAAGAUGAUUACAGCAACAUUUAUGACCGCCCAGCAGUAUGAAAUGAAGUUCCCAGACCGACAAGUGUGAGAUGAGCUUCACAAACUAGCGGGCCAGUUUUCUGGUGAAGACCAGGCUGCCGGAUUUCAUGAUAUGGACCUACAGCUGUUCAAACAUUCCGUAUGAAGUUGUGUGGAGACUUGUUAGUGGAGUAACCCAGUUAAUAGUUGUUUAAUGUAAUAUUAUGACAGGACUAGAAGAGGUUUGUUGUUUGGAAAGUUGCAUCUUUUGUGAUAGUUACAGUUCAUUUAUCAUCUCUCGAGCAAUAUGCAAAAAAUGCUGGAUUCAUUACAAACUUACAUGGCAGACAUUAGAUCUCUAUUGAAAAAAUAGAGAUGCAUUUAUUAUCA